AUGCGACUUGGAAAAUGUCAAAAUAAAGUUUAUGGGCAAGGAAUGAUUUUACUUUUACCUUUUAUUGAUGAAGUAACGAUUGUUGAUUUGAGGUUUUUUUAUUUGAGAUUUUUUUUGGGGAUUUUUUUGACAAGCUUAACUAGACACUUAAGUCGUCUGGUUCUUUCAUUACAUUUUAAAAUUAAAAUUUUAUGGGUCUUUUUCAUGCUCGCGAUUUUUAGUAGGAUUAAGAGGGAUCUUGUCUGUCACGUUUUAGUUCAAAAAUAA
Molecule: messenger RNA, 267 nt
Organism: Meloidogyne enterolobii
Lineage: Eukaryota; Metazoa; Nematoda; Chromadorea; Rhabditida; Meloidogynidae
Source: the annotation of a GenBank genome assembly